Molecule: messenger RNA, 2346 nt
Organism: Tarenaya hassleriana
Lineage: Eukaryota; Viridiplantae; Streptophyta; Magnoliopsida; Brassicales; Cleomaceae
Product: adagio protein 3
Exons: 2
Coding region: 57-1964 (635 amino acids)
Biological process (GO): response to blue light; circadian rhythm
Cellular component (GO): SCF ubiquitin ligase complex; cytosol; nucleus
Molecular function (GO): protein binding
Source: RefSeq, a predicted model, not a curated record
GGACUCGAGAGAAAAUAUCAAAAUCCACAGAGGGAGAGAAAUUUCGGCACGCGAAAAUGGCGACAGAACGUGGAUUAGAAGAUAUCGGAGUCGCCGGAAAAAGACUGAAACGAGGCGGAGACGAAGAAGAAGAAAAUGGCUACGGAGAAGAAGAAGGGGAAGAGGAAGGAGGAGGAAGAGGAGAAGACGGGAAGCUUCCAUUGAAGCCGGGGAUGUUCUAUUACCCGAUGACGCCGCCUUCUAUUGUUGUAUCUGAUGCUCUGGAGCCGGAUUUUCCGAUAAUUUACGUCAACAGAGUCUUUGAGGUCUUGACUGGUUACCGCGCCGAUGAAGUUCUUGGUCGAAACUGUCGAUUCUUACAGUACAGGGACCCUCGUGCUCAGAGGCGUCACCCAUUGGUGGAUCCUGUUGUUGUGUCCGAGAUUAGGAGAUGUCUUGAAGACGGCCUUGAAUUUCAAGGCGAGCUUCUCAACUUCAGGAAGGACCGUACUCCUGUGGUGAACCGGCUAAGGCUUUCCCCUAUACAUGACGAUGAUGGAACUGUUACGCAUAUAAUCGGUAUACAGGUGUUCUCUGAAGCAACCAUUGAUCUCAACCAUGUAUCAUAUCCUGUCUUCAAAGAGACCUGCAGCAAUCCACAACUUCAUCAGAAAUCCCAAUACUUAUCCCCAAGCGGACAAGCAGCAGUAGCGUUCAGACAGAACCAGGAUGUCUGUGGGAUACUACAGCUGUCUGAUGAAGUAUUGGCGCAUAACAUCUUAUCACGCUUGACUCCAAGGGAUGUCGCUUCCAUUGGAUCUGCAUGCAGUAGAAUUCGCCAAUUGACAAAAAACGAGAGCGUGAGGAAGAUGGUGUGUCAAAAUGCAUGGGGAAAGGAAAUCACAGGAACACUAGAGAUUAUGACAAAGAAACUCGGUUGGGGACGCUUAGCUAGAGAACUCACCACCCUCGAAGCCGUUAGUUGGAGGAAAUUCACCGUUGGAGGAUCAGUAGAACCUUCACGCUGCAACUUCAGUGCAUGUGCCGUGGGGAACCGGCUAGUGCUCUUUGGUGGGGAAGGAGUAGAUAUGCAACCAAUGGACGAUACAUUCGUUCUAAAUCUCGAUGCAGAAUAUCCCGAAUGGCAACGGAUGAGGGUGAAAUCAUCGCCACCGGGACGAUGGGGCCAUACUUUAUCGUGCCUGAAUGAGUCAUGGUUAGUAGUCUUUGGUGGGUGUGGAAGGCAAGGAUUGCUCAACGACGUGUUCGUGCUCGAUCUAGAUGCUAAGAAUCCGACAUGGAAGGAAGUGUCCGGUGGCACGCCUCCUCUCCCGAGAUCAUGGCACAGCUCUUGCACCAUCGAAGGAUCUAAACUGGUUGUGUCAGGCGGGUGUACGGACUCUGGCGUGCUUCUAAGCGACACGUUCUUGUUGGACAUGACGAUGGAUAAACCUGCGUGGAGAGAGAUUCUGACAACGUGGGCUCCGCCAUCGAGGCUAGGACACUCUCUCUCGGCCUUUGGUCGGACCAAGAUCCUAAUGUUUGGCGGGCUGGCAAGUAGCGGACAUCUGAAGCUACGGUCGGGAGAGGCAUACAGUAUAGACAUAGAAGACGAAAACCCGCGAUGGAGACAGCUGGAAUGCAGCCAUUUUGCCGGAAUCAGCGACCAGAGCAGGGUGGUUCCGCCGCCGAGGCUGGACCACGUGGCCGUGAGCAUGCCGUGCGGGAGGGUGAUUAUAUUCGGAGGGUCCAUUGCCGGACUUCACUCGCCGUCACAGAUAUUUAUUUUGGACCCGUUGGAGGAGAAGCCGUUGUGGAGGAUACUUAAUGUUCCGGGACAGCCGCCGAAGUUUGCAUGGGGACAUAGCACCUGUGUGGUCGGAGGGACUAGAGUUCUGGUCCUCGGUGGUCACACCGGUGAGGAAUGGAUACUCAACGAGUUGCAUGAACUCUGUCUGGCGAGUCGCCAGGACUCGGAACUCUGAGUCGAGUUCUGUCGAUCACAACCUUUGCCUAAAACCCCAUAUGGAGACAGAGAGAGAGAGAGAGCCUUGGCUUCGGUAAAAAUGGUACGGUUAUGGUCGGUCUUUUAUUUUUAGUUACUUUGUUCAAUUCUGUAUUUUAUGUUUGUUGUGAUUUUAUUGUCCGUAGAGAAAAGUCAGGUUCUGAUUUUCCUGUGAAAUGCUUCAACGGCUCUUCAAAAUUUUAUGAUGGUGUUAUGCUUUUUGCUCUCAAGCCCAUGUAAGAAAAUUUUCAAAAGAGAAGUUUAACGGGAGUCUGUAGAUUUCGUUAUUAAGGUUGUGGUGUUAGAUAUGUCGUGUAUGAUUGUAUUGAAUCGCAGGUGUAUUUAUCUAUCUUUAUUACAUU